This is a messenger RNA of Nymphalis io (European peacock), 1356 nucleotides long. RefSeq lists its product as uncharacterized. The transcript has 2 exons. The record is from RefSeq and is a predicted model, not a curated record. Bases 29 to 1243 code for a protein of 404 amino acids. NCBI's taxonomy places the organism in Eukaryota, Metazoa, Arthropoda, Insecta, Lepidoptera, Nymphalidae.
UGAAUAUUUUUAGUCCUGUGAACGUAAAAUGAGGGCGAUUUUGUAUUUAAUAAUAAUUUACACAGCAAUUAUAUAUGCAAGGCAUUUUGCAGAUAUAAAUGAUAAUGCAAUAUCGUCAACAUAUAAAAUUGAUAAACGAAAACAUUUUUUUAAAGAUGGAUCGAAAAAAAUGUAUAAAAAAUUAAACGAACAUCCUAAAUACACAGGAGAUAAAAAAAUAAUUAAAAAUGAUGAAUUAAAAAGUAUUUAUGAUAAACACAAUUUAAAUUCGGAUAAACAGCGGUAUCUAAGAAAUUCAAUAAGAAAUUAUGAGAAAAAAAGAUCAAAAUACGACGGCAGAAGAGCGGAGAGUUCUGAUACUACGAGUGAUUCGGCAAGUUCUAGUAUAGAAAUGAAGAAUUGGAAGGACGAAUGGAAAGAGCAUUGGUUGCAAAAGAAGUUGGAAGCCAUCAACUCCUCAAUACCAAAAGGGGACAAAGUCAAUAUGAUCGCUGCGAGACCGUGGGGUGUUCCCUGUGGAGAUCCAAACCAACACGACGCGCCUUGGGGAUCAUGCAUGCUGCCUAUGGAAUGCGAGGCAGAGUACCGCAUAUAUCGUGGCGACUACUUUUGUGGUCGAACGAAAUUUAUAUGUUGCGCUUUACAAAUAACCACUUACGACAUGUACGCUGGUAUCGACGUGUCAUUCGCUGAUUCCAGUUUAGCUACAGACUCAGAAGAAAAAAAGAAUAGGAACAGAGGAUCUAAAGAACGGAAAAGACGAAAAAAAGGUCGAGAUAGGAAAAGGAGAUUAAGAGAGAGGAAGAAACGAAAGCGGAGAAUAAAGAGAACUAUACGGAAAAUCAUACGAGAAAUUAGUAAAGUAUUGAACAGAUCAUUCAGAAAUGGAACGACAGCGAGGAAGAGGAAGACGAAGCAGCUGAAGAAGUUUAUAAAGGAAAUGAAGAAAAGAUACAUAAAAGAUAGGAAGGCGGUACAAGACAUCCAUGAACUUGAGCUAACUAAAAUAGAUGCAGGGUUACUAAAGCGUUUGAACGAAAUAAAAGACAUGAAUCAACAGUACGCGAGGAAUUCAUCAUUUAGAAAUAUAGCUGUAAACGGUACGAUUAGUAGGCAAAAUAAGAAAAUGCUAAUAGAAGCUUACCCAGAUUUAAUGAGCAUGCUUAAGACUCGUCGCCGUGAACCAAUAAAACCUAAAGAUUAUCUUGAAUACGAUAUAGAAUAUGGGUAUCUUUAUUAUUAAUGGGUUAGGGAGAGCUCGUCAGUGUGAUUUUAUUUUCAAUAUUGUACCCCUCCAUUCUGUAUAAAUUAAUACCUUUGCCUUUUCUGUCGUCAAAUUAUAAAACUACAACAUUA